UUACUUGCCGUUGCGUCGAAUAACGUGCGUAUCCCACUACUACUACAACUACUACAACUACUACUACUACUACUACUUCUUUGCUGAGUUGAGUGUUGAGUUUGUUAGAGGGAAUGCCAAGCGGAGAAACUUUGGUUGGAGAGGCAGACGGAAACGGCGGCAUAAUGGCCCAACAGAAGAACCUGGAGGGCUAUGUGGGCUUUGCAAAUCUACCCAACCAAGUUUACAGAAAAUCAGUGAAGAGAGGUUUUGAGUUCACACUCAUGGUUGUAGGGGAAUCUGGGCUGGGGAAGUCGACGCUGAUCAACUCGCUCUUUCUGACGGACCUCUACUCCCCCGAGUACCCGGGCCCUUCGCACAGAAUAAAAAAAACUGUACAGGUGGAACAGUCGAAGGUUCUUGUAAAGGAAGGAGGAGUCCAUCUUCUGCUCACCAUCGUCGACACCCCCGGGUUUGGUGACGCUGUUGACAACAGUAACUGCUGGCAGCCAGUCACCGAUUACAUCGACAGCAAGUUUGAAGAUUACCUCAACGCAGAGUCUCGGGUCAACAGACGACAGAUGCCAGACAGCAGAGUGCAGUGCUGCCUGUACUUCAUUGCCCCGUCUGGACAUGGACUGAAGCCCCUCGAUAUUGAAUUCAUGAAGCGGUUACACGAAAAAGUAAACGUCAUUCCCCUAAUCGCCAAAGCCGACACAAUGACUCCCGAGGAGUGUCAACAGUUCAAGAAACAGAUCAUGAAAGAAAUCCAGGAGCACAAAAUCAAAAUCUACGAGUUCCCAGAGACGGAUGAUGAGGAAGAGAUGAAGAUGAUCAGGAAAAUCAAGGAUCGUUUACCCUUGGCCGUAGUCGGUAGUAACACCAUCAUCGAGGUCAAUGGAAAGCGAGUGCGCGGGAGGCAGUACCCGUGGGGCGUGGCUGAAGUGGAAAACGGAGAACACUGUGAUUUCACAAUUCUCCGGAACAUGCUCAUCAGGACCCACAUGCAGGACCUGAAGGACGUGACCAACAACGUUCACUAUGAAAACUACCGCAGCAAGAAGCUAGCCGCCGUCACCUACAACGGUGUGGACAACAACAAGAACAAGGGGCAGCUGACCAAGAGUCCUCUAGCCCAGAUGGAGGAGGAGCGCCGGGAUCACGUGGCCAAGAUGAAGAAGAUGGAACAAGAAAUGGAGCAAGUGUUUGAGAUGAAGGUCAAAGAGAAGCUCCAAAAGCUCAGAGACUCGGAGGCUGAGCUCCAGAGGCGUCACGAGCAAAUGAAAAAGAACCUGGAGGCCCAGCACAAAGAACUGGAGGAGAAACGUCGCCAACACGAGGAGGAGAAGGCCGGCUGGGAGGCUCAGCAGAGGAUCCUGGAGCAGCAGAAGCUCGACGCCUCCAGAACCUUGGAAAAGAACAAGAAGAAGAAGAUAUUUUAACGACUCUGGAGGACCUACCCGAUGUUACGGUGUGUUAUAUUUUUGCCAGCCUCGAUCGCCAGAUCCUCUGUCGAUCAGUCACAGUUUGACCAUGUGACUGUGUAAUAAUCCAGUGAACACCAGGGGGCAGUAUCGUCCGGACCAGCCUUUCCUCCCUCAUGUUCCUCUUUAAAGAACUGUUAUCACUGUCCUAUGAUCUGGGUCAUCGCUCACAUAAACAACUAUAUUCACAUAAAAAGAGUUCAAUCUUUCCUCUUCUUCUGUCGGAGCGUCCGAUGUUUCACUGUUUCCUUUUAAUGCCAAAAAACAAUCACAUUUAAUCUCCUGCUCCCCCGUCUCAUGUCAUGCAAAGCCGCAGCGUUUAACUUGAUUCAUGUGUAACAUUUUAAUACUUACUGUUCUUUUGUUUUGGCCCUGGUGUAUAAAUUGUCUUCAUUUUGUUUCCUGCAUCAUGUUUUCUCGCCCCGCUCUUGGAAAAACAAGCGUGUACUCCUGACUUCGCUGAGUGAAACAAACUGAAAUGAAAAACUGCUCAUGAAGUGUUUCUGCAUGAAUUCAUUUGAGGUUCUUGUGCCGAUUCUGUACAAAGAUGUUUUCCUACACAAACAAAUCUUUCCGGGGAACAGGUUUGUCGGAUGGUGGAGGGAAAGCUGAAGCCGAGGCUCCUCAGUCAAACGGGUGACAACUCAGUCACUGCACCAAGCUGGCUUUUCUUUGUAUCACAUUUAGCACAGUUUUGUGUUCUGCAUCUGUAUUUUUGUAAUGUCUCGUUUUUUGUUUUUAUUGUACAAAGUCACAUAAUAAAAUUGUGAUGGGGAAAAAUAA
Molecule: messenger RNA, 2246 nt
Organism: Seriola aureovittata
Lineage: Eukaryota; Metazoa; Chordata; Actinopteri; Carangiformes; Carangidae
Product: septin-7
Exons: 14
Coding region: 114-1421 (435 amino acids)
Biological process (GO): cilium assembly; cytoskeleton-dependent cytokinesis
Cellular component (GO): septin ring; septin complex; cell division site
Molecular function (GO): molecular adaptor activity; GTP binding; GTPase activity
Source: RefSeq, a predicted model, not a curated record